Messenger RNA from Maniola jurtina (meadow brown), 1983 nucleotides. RefSeq names its product 2-amino-3-ketobutyrate coenzyme A ligase, mitochondrial (gene Gcat). The record is from RefSeq and is a predicted model, not a curated record. NCBI's taxonomy places the organism in Eukaryota, Metazoa, Arthropoda, Insecta, Lepidoptera, Nymphalidae. The transcript is spliced from 9 exons. The coding region runs from base 72 to 1352 and encodes 426 amino acids. Gene Ontology annotation, biological process: L-threonine catabolic process; biosynthetic process. Gene Ontology annotation, molecular function: pyridoxal phosphate binding; glycine C-acetyltransferase activity.
CGUGACUGGUUUUACGAAAAAGCCGGCUGAAUGUUGCCACGCCCCGCGCCCGCUGCUUGCCAGUCGACGCGAUGGCGCUACGCUCUCAACUCCUGCGCAUACUGUCCAUUGGAUCACAAACUAGACAACUACAUGAGUUGAACAAGAAAGAACGGGCGGGAGUGACCAAGCUGCGCGAGGUCCUUGAAGACAGGCUUCAAGAAAUUAAGCGCGCUAAGACGUGGAAACAUGAGCGCAUCCUCACUUCACCACAGGACACCAAGGUGAAAGUGCAAGGUUCGAAAGGAGAGUUCCUGAACUUUUGCGCUAACAAUUACCUGGGCUUAUCGAAUCAUCCUGAGGUAGUGGAAGCAGCCCGUGAAGGCUUAAAGAAUUAUGGUGCUGGACUAAGCUCAGUCCGGUUCAUCUGUGGAACACAAACUAUUCAUAAGGAACUAGAAAAUCGACUCGCCCAAUUCCACGGCCGCGAGGAUGCGAUCCUCUACGGGUCGUGCUUCGACGCGAACGCCGGCCUCUUCGAGUCGAUGCUGACUCCCGAAGACGCGGUGUUCUCUGACACGCUCAACCAUGCCUCCAUCAUAGACGGGGUGCGACUGUGCAAGGCGCAGAAAUUCCGCUAUCCUCAUAGAGAUCUCAAAGAGUUGGAACACCUUCUAGCUCACAGCGAAGCCAGGCUCAAAUUGAUCAUCACGGACGGAGUGUUUUCCAUGGACGGCACCGUAGCACCUAUUCGAGGACUGAGAGACUUGGCUGAUAAGUACAGGGGACUGUUGGCAGUGGAUGACAGUCAUGCUACUGGCUUCUUUGGAAAAACUGGAAGAGGAACGGAGGAAUACUGCGGCGUGAACGGAGCAGCAGAUAUUAUCUGCUCGACACUCGGCAAAGCUGUCAGUGGCGCCGCGGGAGGAUACACCACAGGGCCCAAGGAACUUGUUACUUUGCUGAGGAAUGUCUCCAGACCCUACUUAUUCUCUAACGCACCACCGCCUGCGAUCGUCACGGCUGCCUUAAAGUCUUUAGAUCUGGUGGAAAACAGCGACUCGCUUCGUCAACGCCUGCGCGAGAACACUCGCGUCUUCCGCGAGGGGAUGAAGGCGGCCGGACUCACUGUAGCGGGGGAUGAGCACCCGAUCUGUCCUGUGAUGGUGGGCGAGGCGCCAUUGGCGGUGGACUUAGCAGCUGGAAUGCUGGAGCGCGGUAUCUACGUAGUAGCGUUCAGCUACCCAGUGGUACCAAAGCGCGCAGCGCGCGUACGCGUGCAAAUAAGCGCAGCGCACACGCUCGAUGACGUCAACCGCGCCGUGCAAGCGUUCGCAGACGUCGGCAGGAACAUCGGACUUGUUAAAUCGUAGUUUUUUGCCCAUUUCAGACCGCGAAAAAAUAAAUGGGAAAAAUUGUGACAGAAAAAAAAUACUGAAGCCUAUCUAAUAGUCUGCAACAUGUUGAAAUUGAGGCGGGGGGACGCCCCGCGCAGCUUCUGCGCUAACCCAAGGCGGGCGAGCGGGGCUCCCCCCACCUCAUAGGUACUCCGAUUGCCAUCUUAACCUGUCGCAGACUAUAGUUAUACGAAUGUCUGUAAAAUGAUAAAAUAACAGGCUGAAAUAUCAACGUACAGCUUAAAAUUUGAAUUUGCAUAAUAGGUUUUUCUACGUAAAACCCUCACUAGGAAUUGUUUUAUAAACACUCUAUACGAGUAGGUAGCGGCGAGUCAGUUAGUUUUUUGAUAAAAUAACUUACCAGUUACCGAAAGGCUUUGAAGUUUCUUCCAAGUCAAAGUCAUUUAUUUGAAAUAAGUAGGUACCAUUGUACACUUUUUGAUUGUCAAUUAUUGAAUUUGUAAGAAUAUGUGAUAUACAUAAUGGUGAUAAUUAAAACGUUGCAAGGGUUUUUUUUCGGAUACUGUUUGUAUGACUUAUUAAAUAAAUAUCUGUUAUAUAAGUAUUGGUAUAUUUCUUUUAAUAAAUAGUAAAGAUUUUUUAUUAA